Molecule: messenger RNA, 1419 nt
Organism: Ogataea philodendri
Lineage: Eukaryota; Fungi; Ascomycota; Pichiomycetes; Pichiales; Pichiaceae
Exons: 1
Coding region: 1-1419 (472 amino acids)
Biological process (GO): UDP-N-acetylglucosamine biosynthetic process
Molecular function (GO): UDP-N-acetylglucosamine diphosphorylase activity
Source: RefSeq, a predicted model, not a curated record
AUGUCUGAUUUACGGAAAGUGUACGAGGCAGCCGGCCAGGGCCAUUUGUUCAAAGCAUUUGAGAAACUGGAUGGCGAGGGCCAACAACAGCUUCUGGCACAGCUGGCCAAAAUCCAGGAUCCGUCCAAAUUCAUCGAGGAAGUGCAGGACGCUAUUAAAUACAGCUCAUCGAUCUCUGGUUCAAAAACGUUUGCGCCUUUGCCAGAAGAGGCGCGGGCCUCUGUGAUUGACUGCAAGCCAGAGACGAUGGAGAGAUGGCUGUCUUCUGGCUUGGAGCUGAUCAACAAGGGGAAAGUUGGAAUAAUUUUGAUGGCCGGCGGUCAAGGUAGCAGAUUGGGGUCGUCCGCGCCAAAGGGGUGUUACAACGUGGGACUUCCGUCUCAGAAAUCACUGUUCCAGCUUCAAUGCGAGAGAUUGAGCAAGCUGCAGGAUCUGGCGAAGACGUCCACUCCUAUCCCAUUGUAUGUGAUGACUUCAGGCCCCACCAGACAAGCUACCGAGGAGUAUUUUAAAGAUCACCAAUAUUUUGGCCUCAAGCCGGAGCAGGUGGUAUUUUUCAACCAGGGAACGCUUCCAGCGGUGAGCACGGACGGCAAGAAGCUGCUGUUGGAGUCGGCGAGCUCGUUGGUCGAGAGUCCCGACGGAAACGGUGGUCUUUACAAAGCCAUCUACGAUAACAAGCUGCUGGACGAUUUCGCCAAGCGUGGAGUGGAACAUAUCCACAUGUACUGUGUGGACAACGUUUUGGUAAAAGUUGGCGACCCAGUUUUCGUUGGGUACGCGUCCAACAACAAGUACCAUAUUGCAACCAAGGUGGUGCGUAAGAGAAGUGCGGACGAGAGUGUGGGGCUGAUCGUGAUGGACCAGGAAACCAAGCAUCCUGCAGUCAUCGAGUACUCCGAGAUCAGCCAGGAACUAAGAGAGAAGACCGAUUCUGAGGGGCUGCUCUUAUUCAGAGCAGCAAAUAUCGUCAACCACUACUACAGUGUUGAGUUUUUGACACAAAUGGUUCCUCAAUGGAUUUCGGACCGUGCAUACCUGCCAUACCACAUUGCUAGAAAGAAGAUCGGGUGCAUUGACCCAGAGACGGGCGAGUUCAGCAAGCCAACAGAGCCUAACGGGCUCAAAAUGGAGCAAUUCAUCUUUGAUGUGUUUUCGUCUGUGGACAUGGCUAAAUUCGGAUGUUUGGAGGUAGACCGAUCCGAAGAGUUUUCUCCGUUGAAAAACGCACCGGGUAGUGCGAAUGACAGUCCCGAAACAUGCAAGGCGAACCUGUUGGCUAGAAGUGCGCGGUGGCUUAAAAAAGCCGGGGCUACUGUGAUUGGAGACGAAGUCGAGGUAAGCCCGCUUUCGAGCUACUCAGGCGAAGGCCUUGACAAGUUUGCCGACGCAACCAUCUCUGCGCCCAAGAUCGUUUAG